Postia placenta MAD-698-R-SB12 is the source of this 1005-nucleotide messenger RNA. RefSeq lists its product as hypothetical. Bases 1 to 1005 code for a protein of 334 amino acids. The transcript has 4 exons. Lineage: Eukaryota; Fungi; Basidiomycota; Agaricomycetes; Polyporales; Adustoporiaceae. The record is from RefSeq and is a predicted model, not a curated record.
AUGGAGCGCAGCACGAGCCAGGGCCGCCCCGGCGCGUCGCGGAGCCCGUCGGUGACGCACUACCGGCAGAAGUCACGCGGCUCGAGUCGCGCGCCGUCGCCGUCGUCCUCGUUCUCGCAUUCGUACGCGCCGGCGUUUGGGCCGCGCGCGCGGAGCACGCAGACGCACGAGAGCAGCGGGGGCGGACGCGCGGACUUUCAGUCGCCGCUGGUCCGCCUCAGGCGCGCUCCCCUGCUGCAAGUGUUCGUGCCGUCGCCCGAGGGCGCGUGGCUGUCCGAUGCGAACGUGCUGGCGUGUGAGGGCGAGCUGCAGGCGGCCGGUGUGAUGCGUCUGAUGCGCGCAGGAGACGUCGUGUGGGACAUCGCGGUGGGCGACGAGGCGAACGUGGGGCGCAUGGUCUGGGACGGGUCGUAUCUGAUUGACUUGGACUACACAUGGUCCCCGAUCGGCGACGUGCCGCACUACCUGCCGACGCUGGCGUUCCCGCCGUCGUACUUCCACCGCGUAAUUCGUACGGCAGGGGCGGGGAAUCCGGUCUGCCAUAUCGACAUCUCGUCGUGGGGCGAGGAGAUCGCGAAAAACCUGAAUAUGGUGCAGGACAGGGCACGCACCGAGACGCCGCAAGGUAGCCACCAUACGGUCGUGCGGUGGAUGAGUCGAUCCAAGUUCACGAUCCGCCCGCCCGCGCCGGGCAAGCCGAUUCGCAUCCAGGUCCCGCCGAGCGUCGGUCCUGGGCCUGGACCCGGUGGCGCGUGGGUCGUGGACCCGAGCUGGUAUGGCACCGUCGUCGUCGAGACAGAGAGCACAAACGAAAGCAUUGCGGAUCUCCAGGCGCGCUGUGGCAACGCGUUCCCGCCGAGGGCGACAGGCUCGAAUGCGCGAGGGAAGAGCGAGAACAAGAAAGUGGAGGACAGGCAGGUGUUCAGGAUCUUGAGGGACAGAAGCCGUCCGGGCGAAAUUUGGAUUCGGACUGUCACUGACAAGGAGAGGCUGUUGCCCCGUUGA